AUUUAUUCUGGAGACGAAAACGAAGAAAAGUUCGGUGGGAAAGUCGUUAAUAGCGUUUGCUUCUAUUUGGUUUUCUUCUUCGAUUGAAUUCCAGAAAUAUAAAAAGGGUUUUUUUUAUCCGUACUGGUCACUCAAGUUUUUGCAAUAUUCAUCUGGGUUCUUCAAGCGACGAAAAAGUCAGAAAUAUGGAGUGGCAUAGUUGUCUUGAUGAAUAUGAGAAGCUUGUGAUAAGGAUGACUACUCCCAGGGUGGUUAUUGACAAUUCCGUUUGCCCAACCGCGACUCUGGUCAAGGUUGACAGUGCUAGAAGAUACGGGAUUUUGUUGGACGCCGUUCAGGUUUUAGCAGAUCUGAAUCUUUCCAUUAAAAAGGCUUACGUUUCAUCUGAUGGCCAGUGGUUCAUGGAUGUUUUCCAUGUGACUGAUUUAAACGGAAACAAAUUAACUGAUGAGAGCGUUAUCAGUUGCAUUGAGCAGUCCCUUGAGACCACUGAUCCUGAUAGAACCCACAAGUUCAAUGGUCUAACAGCGUUAGAAUUGAAUGGAACGGAUCGAGUCGGUCUUUUAUCAGAAGUAUUUGCAGUUUUAGCCGAUCUGCAAUGCGAUGUGGUAGACGCUAAAGUAUGGACUCACAAUGGUCGAGUUGCUUCUUUAAUUUAUGUAAAAGACAGUGAAUCAGGAUCUCCGAUCGAGGACUCCGAACAAAUCCACAGAAUCGAAGCAUGUUUGAGGAAUCUUUUGAAAGGAGACAACGGUAUUCAUGGCGCGAAAACUUUGGUUUCCACGGCCUUAACCCACACCGAGAGACGGUUGCAUCAAAUGAUGUUUGCAGAUCGUGACUAUGAGAGGACGCCUAUUCUGCAACACAAGGUAGUUUCACCUGUGGUGGUCACCGUGCAAAAUUGGGACGAAAGGGGUUAUUCGGUUGUGAAUGUGCAGUGCAGGGAUAGAACCAAGCUUCUGUUCGAUGUCGUUUGCACUCUGAUCGAUAUGCAAUAUGUUGUGUUCCAUGCUACCAUCAACACAACUGUGGAUAAAGCAUAUCUGGAAUUUUAUAUUAGGCACACAGAUGGAUCUCCGAUUAGUUCAGAACCGGAAAGACACCGUGUGAUUCAAUGCUUGCAAGCUGCAGUUGAAAGAAGAGCAUCUGAGGGCAUAUGGCUGGAGUUAUGCACAACAUAUAGGCAGGGUCUAUUAGCAGACGUGACAAGAACGUUUAGGGAGAACGGUCUUAACGUGACAAGGGCCGAGAUAUCAACCAUAAGCGACAUGGCUCUAAACGUGUUUUACGUUACCGAUGCAUUCGGGAACGUAGCAGACCCCAAAAUCAUCGAUUCCGUAAGACAAAAGAUAGGCUUAGGGAACUUAAAGGUGAAGGGAUUGCCAUUGCUAUAUCAGGAAAAGGCAGAUGGGGAAGAGAAAGGUGUAGGUGUAGGUGGGGCAGUUUUAACACUUGGGAACAUAGUUAGAAGGAAUCUCUACAAUUUGGGGUUGAUUAAAUCUUAUUAUUGAAGUGGAAACAAUAGGGUAUUUUGGGUGCUCUUUGGCUUGACAAUUGGCAUAUUCUUUGCUUUCCAGGUUUUAUUUGGCCUGUGUACAUAUGAAAAAGAUAGGGGAAAAAAGGUGGAAUUUGGUGAUAUUAGUUGUUAUAGGUGGGUUUGGUUGUUUGAAUAGACAUAAUCCCAUUAUAAAAGAUUUUGGGAGUAAAGAAUUGGAAUGGAAACGAAGAGAAAGUUGGU
Molecule: messenger RNA, 1738 nt
Organism: Hibiscus syriacus
Lineage: Eukaryota; Viridiplantae; Streptophyta; Magnoliopsida; Malvales; Malvaceae
Product: ACT domain-containing protein ACR8-like
Exons: 7
Coding region: 186-1511 (441 amino acids)
Source: RefSeq, a predicted model, not a curated record